AUGGACCACAUGCUGGUGUCCAGCCUGGAGGGCAUCACAGAGUUCUGCCAGAACAAGUCGUGUUACUUGUGCCGCCACACACAUCCUGUACAGCGAGGACGCACAUCAAACUCCCAGACCAGCCCGGGGCAGUACCUGACCAACGGCACCGACCCGUACAACGGCCAGCCGUACCUCUCCGGCUUCAUCUCUCUGUUGCUGCGCGCCGAGCCUUACCCCACCUCUCGCUACGGGGCCCAGUGCAUGCAGGGAAACAACCUGAUGGGCAUUGAGAACAUCUGCGAGCUGGCGGCCAGGCUGCUCUUCAGCGCCGUGGAGUGGGCCAAGAACAUCCCCUUCUUCCCCGACCUGCAGCUCAUGGAUCAGGUGGCUCUUUUGCGUAUGUCCUGGAGCGAGCUCUUUGUCCUGAACGCCGCCCAGUGCUCCAUGCCGCUCCACGUAGCCCCUCUGUUGGCAGCGGCAGGCCUGCACGCAUCGCCCAUGUCAGCGGAGCGCGUGGUGGCCUUCAUGGAUCACAUCCGGGUCUUCCAGGAGCAGGUGGAGAAGCUGAAGGCCCUGCAGGUCGACACGGCUGAAUACUCCUGCCUCAAGUCCAUCGUGCUCUUCACGUCUGAUGCAAUGGGGCUGUCAGAUGUUACGCAUGUAGAGAGCAUCCAGGAAAAGUCCCAGUGUGCCCUGGAGGAGUAUGUAAGGAACCAGUACCCGAGCCAGCCGAACCGCUUCGGACGCCUCCUCCUCCGCCUGCCCUCCCUGCGCAUCGUCUCUUCUCCGGUCAUCGAGCAGCUGUUUUUCGUCCGCCUGGUUGGCAAGACACCCAUCGAGACGCUGCUCCGCGACAUGCUGCUCUCAGGCUCCAGCUACAACUGGCCGUACAUGCCCACCGUGCAGCGCGACCGGCCCAUCUCCCUCCACUACAACGAGAACGGGCCCUGAGGAGGACGGACAGGAAAAGCUGCGGGAGAAAUCAGGCUGAACGUCCAUCAAACUGGUCAUCCAUCCAUCCAUCCAUCCAAUCUCCGCGUUCAACUUCCUCUCCCAGCUUCUCCCUCACCAUUCCGCUUAAAAAACCCAGACUGACGAUACCAUCCGUUUCCCGGUUCCUCAAGCCAGCCAAUCAUUCAUGGCGAUUGCAGAGACUUGACGGCCCGUCAGCCAACAGUGCAGGCUACAUUUGAGAUGUGGCACGAGAUGGACAAGUUGGUAGAACGGGUUAUUGCGCAGUUCAAUAGCAGGUCUGAUGGACUCACUUCAGAUGUCACUUGUCUCAAACCCCAUGAGAAAAGGGGGUAGCAAAAGACAACAUAUUUGCUUUGCUGUUGGUGCCUCAGUACGGUGAAUACUGAGUAAGCGCUUUGCCAAUGGGACUCUACAACCAAGAGCACAAGGCCUAUGUAUAUUCACACAUUUUUAAAAAGAAAGCCCGAAGCCAUUAAAAAAAAAAAAAGACAAAUGCCAAAAUGUCUUGGACUUUUGCAGAGGACAUGUUUUAUUGUGUGUUUGUAUUAGCACUGUUAAUAUGGAGAGAAAACUCAUGAUUGUGUCCAUAUGUACAGUAUAUCGUUGAUUCAUAGGCAUCUAGCAUAUUAGAGUUCAAUGGGAAAAGCUCAGGUUCAAAGGGUGGGUAGAAAGACAUGCCAAUAUCAGUACAAAAACUAAAAGACAAACACAGUAAACAUUUACACUUAUCAGCAGCCUUUGCCAAAGCUGACAAUGCAUAUUGUUUGCAUUUUUUUGUGAUAGUGUUGGUGAUGAAAAUUGAAUUUUUUGUUUGUUUAUAAUUCGACGAUAUAAUUGUUUUGGGUCUCAGUGGGAAAGAAGGUGUUUGUAAAAAAA
Messenger RNA from Notothenia coriiceps (black rockcod), 1833 nucleotides. It is a transcript of the gene nr2f5, whose product is annotated as nuclear receptor subfamily 2, group F, member 5. NCBI's taxonomy places the organism in Eukaryota, Metazoa, Chordata, Actinopteri, Perciformes, Nototheniidae. The transcript is spliced from 4 exons. Bases 1 to 933 code for a protein of 310 amino acids. The record is from RefSeq and is a predicted model, not a curated record.